Oryzias latipes (Japanese medaka) is the source of this 4977-nucleotide messenger RNA. It is a transcript of the gene paxip1, whose product is annotated as PAX interacting (with transcription-activation domain) protein 1. Gene Ontology annotation, biological process: positive regulation of transcription initiation by RNA polymerase II. Gene Ontology annotation, cellular component: nucleus. The record is from RefSeq and is a predicted model, not a curated record. NCBI's taxonomy places the organism in Eukaryota, Metazoa, Chordata, Actinopteri, Beloniformes, Adrianichthyidae.
GCGCACAGCGAUGCAGUUGAAAGAGCGCGCAAGAGCAAGCUGACGCUGGUGGAGCGUCCGCGGUGACAAGCUGACAGCGCUAAAGCUAAGCUAAAGCAGCAGCGGCAGCAGUAGGAGAGAUCCCGCGGAGCCUGGAUGUGGAAAGGCGGGAGCGGCUUCCAGACAAUCUGUCUUCCACAGUAAAAAGACAGUCAUGACCGAAGAGGAGUGGACUGUCCCGGACGAACUUUUUAAAGACGUCAAGUUCUACGUGGUCGGGGACGUUGACCCAAAGGUUGUCCAUUUGCUCAAAUCUGGAAAAGGGAAGGAGGUGUCCUACAAUGCUCUGGCCACUCACAUCAUUGCAGAAGACGGUGACAACCCGGAGGUCGGCGAAUCAAGGGAAGUGUUUGACCUGCCUGUUGUCAAGCCGUCCUGGGUGAUCCUGUCGGUGCGAUGUGGAGACUUAUUACCAGUUACUGGAUUCUCCCCAGAAUCAGGACAGAUUUUCUUUGGGGUGACGGUUUGUCUUCCCAGUCUUCCAGAUGAUCUGAGCGCUCUCUGGGCUUACGUCACCUUUUAUGGAGGAGAUUGUCAGCUGAACCUCAACAAGAAGGUCACCCACUUGGUGGUAAAGGAGGCUAAAGGGGCAAAGUUUGAAUGUGCCCUGAAACAUCCUGGCAUCAAGAUUGUGACUCCAGACUGGAUCACAGACUCCGUCAAAGAUAAAAACAGGAAGGAUGAGGCGCUUUAUCAUCCCAGACUCACAUAUGUGGAACCAGAGGAAGAGGAGGAGAGCGAAGGGGAGUCUUCCGAUAUGCGCUCUCCUUCUGAUGGAAGCUACAGCCCCCGGCGAUCGCGACCAUCCAGUGGUGGUUCCUCCGGAGAGGAGUCCAGCCCUCGCCGUCGCCCGGGACCUAAACGACUGAACUCUGUGUCACCACCAUCUCCUCGCAAACCGGAGCGUCGCAGCGAGCGGAUGUUCGACGAUUCUGACGAUGACUCGCCAACCGAGAAGGAGGGCACCAACUUGAACUGGACUCCGGCGGAAGUUGUCACUCCCACAGCUCCAGUUUCAACUGGCACAGCCAGGCGGCGAACCGGCCCACCUGGUAUCAGGGAUCUGGCUUCGUCUGCGGGGAGUGGCCUCAUCAACCUGUGUUCCACUGUGCCUUCUGUAGCAGGGAGCGAAGGAGCAACAACUGCAAAGACCGGCUCUGCCGCCGCUGCCAUCAAUCAGUCCACGCAGCAAGGUGUACCGGUUCCUGAAGGCAUUCCUGGAUGGAGUACGGCCAUGAUAACCCUCUGCAACAUCACCAAUGCCUCUGAUGUGCAGACUGCCAACCGACCACCCAACGUCGCUCAUAUCAUCCAAAAUCUCGCAGGGAAUCAAACGAAAGCUAUGGAGCCUCAGACCAAUCAGAACCGCCUUCAGACCCCGAGCAAUUGCAACCCCGCCGCUUUUAACCACUCCAAGCUGACAGGCCAGUCCGUCACAGCAGAGCAACAGCAGCAGUUGCUUCAGCAGUCACACCAGACUGCCCAGCAACACCACCAGUUACCGCAGCAGCAGCAGCAUCCCAUAAUGCACCUUCAGCAGCAUCAGAUGAUGCAGCUGCAACAGUCACAGGUUGCUCAGCAACAGGGUUUCUCUCAGCAGCAGCAGUUUCUGCACCAACAACAGCAACAGCAGCAGCAGCAACAACAACAACAACAACAACAACAAAUGCAUCAACAGCAAAUGUUUUCCCAGCAGCAGCAGCAGCCCCACGCCUUCCCCCAGCAGCAGCUGCGACCUCAGCAGCUCCUGCGACCAGGUCUGCCACAGCAGCUGCAACAUCUGCAGCAGCUCCAGCAGCAGCGCAUGCAGAUGUUGCUGCAGCAGCAGCAGCAACAGCAACAACAACAACAGAAUCCACAGCAGUUGCACCAACAGCAUCUACAGCAACAACAUUUGCUGCAGCAACAGCAGCACAUGCAGCACCUCCAGAAGCAGCAUCUGCAGAACCAGAACCAGCAGGUCCUCCAGCUUCCACAGCAGCAGACCACCACUUUGCAGCAUCAGCACCCACAGCCUCACCACCCACAGCCUGUUUCCCAGCUGUUUGGACAUGAACCAGGGCUAGACAUUCCACAGGAUGGCUUUUUGCUUGGAUGUGUGUUUGUUAUUGCUGAUUAUCCGGAGCAAAUGGCAGACAAACAGUUACUCGCUACAUGGAAACGGGUCAUCCAGGCUUGUGGAGGUACCGUGGAUCCCACCCUCACCAGCCGCUGCACUCAUCUUCUAUGUGAGAGUCAGGUCAGCAACGUGUACGUACAGGCUCUCAGAGAAGGAAAGCGAUGCGUCACGGCUCACUGGCUCAACACAGUGCUGAAGAAGAAGAGAAUGGUUCCUCCUCACCGGACUCUGCAUUUGCCCUUCGCUUUCCCUCCGGGGGCAAAACCCUGCUCUCAGCAUAUCAUAUCAGUGACGGGCUUCGUGGAUGCCGACAGAGACGACCUGAAGCUGAUGGCUUACCUGGCCGGUGCCAGGUUCACAGGAUACCUGUGCCGCAGCAACACCGUCCUCAUCUGCAAAGAACCGAGUGGACUUAAGUAUGAAAAGGCUAAAGAGUGGAAGAUCGCCUGCGUCAACGCUCAGUGGCUGUGUGAUAUACUUUUGGGCAACUUUGAGGCGCUGCGGCAGAUCCAGCACAGCCGAUAUUCCUUCUACGGCCACCCGGAACCUCUGGCUCCUAAUCCACAGCUGGUCCAAAACCUGUUGGCUGCUUGGAGAACUGCAGUCAAAGUUUCACCUGAGGCGCUGGCGAAUCUGCAUCUACUGUUAAAGCAGAAGGCAUCUGACUCCAGCAGUGCUCCAGCGAGCAAAAAGGCCAGGUUGGAGGAAAUACAUUCCCCCAGUAAGAAACUCCCUCCAGAAUCUACUCCACAUGUUAUUUUCACCGGCUUUGAGCCCCCACAGGUGCAGCAGCUCACAAAGAGGCUUCACGCUCUCGGCGGGGAAUUGGCUGAAAAUAGCCUGAAAGCCACUCACCUGGUGGCGGUGAAGGUGACCCGCACCGUCAAGUUCCUCACUGCCAUGUCGGUGGUCAAACACAUAGUGAGCCCCGAGUGGUUGGAGGAGAGCUGGAGAAGCCAGAAGUUUGUAGGUGAACAGGCUUUUAUUCUGAAGGAUGCUGAGGCAGAGGUGUUGUUCAACUUCAGUCUGGAGGAGUCUCUGAGGAAAGCCCACAGCGCUCCACUCUUCAAGGGAAAGUACUUCUACUUGACUCCGGGAGUCUGCCCCAGCUUCAGCACCAUGAAGGCAAUCCUUGAGAGCGCUGGAGGGAAGCUGCUCACCAAGCAGCCGUCGUACCGGAAGAUCAUGGAGCACAAACAGAACAAGAACCUCCCAGAGAUCGUCCUCAUAUCCUGUGACAACGAUCUCCACCUAUGCAGAGAAUACUUUAUGAAAAAUAUAGAUGUCCACAAUGCAGAGUUCAUUCUGACCGGAGUUCUCACCCAGAAGCUGGACUAUCAAUCAUAUCCUUUCAGCUGAUGACGUCUCACAGCCUGAAGCUUAUUUUCUGUUAUGUCAGCAGCCAGUACCUCUCGUCUGAACAUCACGUCUAUCUACUAGAUUAGAAGCAGACGGGAGCGUCUAUAAUACAGUUAUUACCCACAAUGCUGCUUGGUUCCUUGAUUUAGUCUGGUCCUUUCUGUUCUGCAGUUUUCAUGCAGAGCCUUCAUACAAAUAUGACUGCAUAUGUAGGUCUAACCUUAACCAAACUAACCUGGUUACUGUCUCCUGUUACAGAAUACAUGUUCAGUUCAAGCCUUUAAAAAAAAAAAGUCUCCUUUUACAAACAGAACCGUGUUUACUCUCUUAUCUGUGCUUGAGACUACGGAGCCCGUGACCUGACAUGGGGGAAAAAAUAAUAAUAAUAAUUAAUUCAUGUGAGAAGUCAUUCAUAAACACAGAUGUGAGCAUUUCAAUGCAUGGAAGACACUUGGAAUGCUUGGAGAUGGGAUUUGUUUAUGUGAAAAAGCUCUCCAAAAGCAUCAGUGAUCAUGUCUCCAUGUCUGCGUUCAUUCACAUCCUCCGUCCUGCUGCAGAUGCCGUUUUCCGCCGCUAAUCCGUGUCUCUGUGACCCACAACAAUUCAAGAGAGGAAAAAAAUAAAGACAAGAAUCAAACUAGGGGAUCUAUUUAUUUAUUGUCUCGGUGAAAAUACGUACAAAACAUGUAGCUUUGUACGUACCCCAUCAUGCAUCACAGAUAUCCCAUAAUGCAUCUCGACCGAUCAACGUGUCACUACUGUAACUGAGGUGCAUUCAAAUUACAACAGGAUAAAUGAAUAUCAGAAUAUGACAUGGGGAAGCACCAAGUCAUCUUUGUUUAUGAAUGACUCAUCACAUGAACUAUUGUUUCGUGGGAUUGGCUUUAUUUAUUUUUUUCUACGAAUGUCGGGUCACGGACUCCGUAUGAAACAGCAGGGCACAGCAUUACAAAUGCACCACAAAAGCCAGCCAAUCACAGACGUGGACAUUAAUGUUGACGUCUGAUCCAUGUGGGCGAUGCGACGUCAUUGAAGAAAAACAGAGGUCAGACAGUGGUCCUUCAUGAUGUCAUCUUUGGAAUACCUAUUGUCUUGGUGUAGAAACAAGUUUCUGAAACUUUCAAUAUGAAUUCAGACCCGUUUCAACCAGAAGAAGCCUGGUUUAGUGCUUCCCUAGUGGAGUUUUGCAACCUUUUUUCCAGGUUUUCACAGCGAAAGACUCAACAUAGAAAGAAUAAAAGUAACCCAGACACUUUAGAGUUCAACAAUGAAAAAGGCACGGAAGAGAAAAACAAACAAAAAUGAAUCUCGAAUCUGGACCUCACUUUUUUGUUUGUAGGUUAGGGGUUCAAAUCCCAUGCUGGACUCUCCCUGGUAUUAGAGAAGAUGCAUAACCACACACUUGAACUCACUGGAUUUUCUUCCAAAAAAUGAUAUUUGCACUUAAAAAAAAGAAAAAA